GCUUGGUUAAGGAAAGGUUAUGGACCUUAACAAUUUGAAAGAGGAAGCGAAAACUAAUAAGGGCACUGCUUUAUUACAAGAGAAACUAAGUUUGAUUAAACAGCGUUGCGAAGAACUUCAAGUUGCUCUCGAUUUUAACCUUAACAGCGUCAACAAGGCCUUAGAAACUGAUUUAAGUCUAGCAUCCAAGUUGAGGCAGGAACUAGAGCUUUACCAAAAAACUAGGGAAAAAAUUGCUGCUCAGCGUAUAAUGAUAUAUGUUUGUAUAGUUUUAUAUCCAAAGCUUCUGGAAAUAAGGCGUAAUAAGCAUGUGGAAACCAUGGAAGGUUUUGAUCGAAAACUAAUUGAAAUAAGGCUACAGUCGGAGAGUCAUAGACUUGCCUUACUUAAAAUGGAUAAGUCAAUAAGCAAGUUGAAGAACCGAUUGGGAAUAAGCGAGAAUUUGCCGAGUUCUUUGAGCCCACCCUGGAGAACUUUUUCUGAUAAGUCAAGCAAACACAACAAUGAAACAGAAACUCAGUGUAAGUUGCAUUGUAAAUAUAAAAAAAUUAUAUUUCCUUUAACUAUGUACCCAUCCUAUAACUUCACAUCCUCACUCUCCAAACACAUCGCUUAGAUAAACCGUAAGAGGUUAUUAAGAUUUUUUUAUCUUCUUGACAAUUUUUAAUAAAACAGGUGGGAAAACUUUAAAUCAAAGUUACCAGCGUCC
Zophobas morio is the source of this 709-nucleotide messenger RNA. RefSeq lists its product as uncharacterized. The coding region runs from base 20 to 616 and encodes 198 amino acids. NCBI's taxonomy places the organism in Eukaryota, Metazoa, Arthropoda, Insecta, Coleoptera, Tenebrionidae. The record is from RefSeq and is a predicted model, not a curated record. The transcript has 6 exons.